Messenger RNA from Nematostella vectensis (starlet sea anemone), 2739 nucleotides. RefSeq lists its product as uncharacterized. The transcript is spliced from 2 exons. The coding region runs from base 1118 to 1885 and encodes 255 amino acids. NCBI's taxonomy places the organism in Eukaryota, Metazoa, Cnidaria, Anthozoa, Actiniaria, Edwardsiidae. The record is from RefSeq and is a predicted model, not a curated record.
AUAAUAAUAAUAAUAAUAAUAAUAAUAAUAAUAAUAAUAAUAAUAAACAUAUCUGCAGUAUCCAGUGAUUGUCAAGGGCGGAAACUUCAACUUGCUGCAAAGAUUAAUGAAACAUCUAGCCUUGAUGUUUAUUGCAUAUGGAUCGUCACCAUUACAACAAAGGCAUCACUUUCUUGGUUAAGUGAUAAAGAAAACCAGAGAGUCAAUGUCCCUGGAUACUAUGACAAGAAGGAAGAGCUGUGCUCAGUUAUCACAGAUAAAAAGAUAGAAAUCUUCCAUUCCAGAAAAAGAACAAGAACGAAGAAGAUGGAUGACGGGAAGAAGAUCCAGGAGAAUGAAAGACUAAAUUGCAAGAUCCACCAUGGAGGACCAAGGGCUUGAAAAAACCUAUGCACCAUGCUACCAGCGUGGAUACAAUGACCAGGAUUUACUGCUCUUGACAGGGAUUGCAUCUGAGGUGAUUCUAGUCGUGUGGCACUCAACCUUGGAUGGUCACAUCAAAAACCACAGCCAAUGAACAAAGCUGGAUGCCCCUAUGGAAAGGCAGCCUAUCACCUGGCAAGCUUUGAUAAAGACUUCACCACCAAAUCCCUUCCAAUAGGUUACAGAUGGCCAGCAACAGCACCACACCCACUUCUUGACUGUGAUUUGUCUACAUGUAAUACCUCUGGUACAACCCUGCGCCUCACAUGCAUGUGGGCCUUCCUUCCAUGAAGCAUGCACUGGUUCUUUAGUCUGCCCAGUCUGCUUAUCUAACCUCCUAAAAGACAUCGAGAAGCUGUCCACCAGCUGAAACAAAGGCCUACUAAGUGAUAGAGGGGCUGACGAUGAGCUGCUACCUAAUGCAUGGCCUGAUGAUAAUACACCUGACGAUCAUGACUACUCCAUCUUGCACAAACCUCUGGCAUCCAGGGAGAGGGCAUACUAUGAAUCUCUAGAGUAUAGAGAGUCAAUCAAACACCAAACAUCUACCAUGAAGUGUAGGACUGGGACUAGCGCAUGUGCGUCGGUUCCAAGAUGGCGAAAUACGUCCAGAACUGAAAACCCGUUGUUGUUUUAGCAACUGUUACAUACUUUAUUGUAUAGCGUUAUAACUGUUACAUUGGUGGCAGCCAAGAUGGGAUCGAGGACUGUUUUGCCCGACGCUAAGUUCAGUGGACGAGAAGAUAUUAGGGAAUUCCUACGGGAUUUCGAGAUUUAUGUCUCGCUAAAUGAAUGGCAAGUCGAGAAGGCAGGGCAGUAUUUAGCCGUUUAUCUGAAAGACGAAGCGAAAGCUUUCUACCAUGAGCAGGAGGAUUCAGUUAGAAGAAGUUACCGGGCCUUGUGUAAAGCAUUGAAUUACAGAUUUGAAGGGCUAGCAAUACUAAAAUACAAAAAGGAAUUUGCCGAGCGAAUUAGAGAUGAAGGGGAGCCGCUCCACUCGUAUUUAUCUGCUCUACGACUCGCUUACUCAAGGGCUCAUGUCCCACCUGUAGUUGAAACGCUAUCAGAAGACCCGACUGAUGCACAAAGGGACAGGCACUCCCGACAGGAAGCAGCUUUUGAUUAUUAUAACACCAGAGCUAAGGAGGACAUUCUGUGUCAAUUUAUCAACGGGCUAAAUUCCAAGCUGAGGGAGAUACUGGUCCGUCAGGACGAUUUGUUAAAAACCCCCAUAGAAACAGUAAUAAAAAGGAUUGCUAAUCUGGAAGAGGAGCAAAGAGCAAGUAACCCACAGCAAGUACGGGGUGCUAUUCAAGAGGGGGUUAACUUGUCGAAGAGAAGGUCACGGCAGCUAUCAGAAAGGGAGGAAACGAUGCUUUCCAAAGGAGAGGUCCAAGGCCCACGGAUUUAUGCAGAAAGUGCAAAGGAAAAGGUCAUUGGGCUAGAGACUGACCAUCCGUAACGGGGAAUAAUUUAAACGAGAACAAGGCUGGCGGAACACCCCGACACCAGCCUUUAAAACACAAAAGGGGGUCAACACAGUGCAGACAGGGUGUCGACGACACUCAUACAAAGUUGAGGCAAAGGUGAACCAAGUGAAGUGCACCUUUUUGAUCGACACAGGCGCAGAGGUGAGUCUAAUAAACUCAUCAGUACCAGGCCUUAUAAUAAAAGAGUCCAAAGUGCAUCCAGUUCCAAUAACACGUGAACCCAUUGGGGUGAGAGAGGAGUCCCAAGUGACAUUGUUGCUGGGAGGCCGGGAGAUGUCAUGGAGGUUCCUGGUGGUGGAUGACCUUGCAGACUCGGUAUUGGGGGCCGAUUUUAUUGAUGCCCACCAUAGGGAAUGGUGGGGUUUAAGGGACAAUAGUCUUUUUUUUGAUGACCAGGAAAUCCCGCUUGUCUCUAGUAAGUGCAGAUAAGUAUCGGUUGAGGAUGAUGCUACCCCUGUAGUUGCCUUCUGUACCAUUGAUCUUCCAGCCAGGCAUCAGGCAUUUAUACCCUUGCGGUGUAAAGAUAAUGGGAACAGAGAGGACAUGUUUGAAGCAACCACAACACCAGGGGGGGUACUUUUGACAAAGGCACUUGUUUCAGGCAAGAAGUUCUGGGUGAAGGCUGUUAAUCUGUCCCAAUCACCAGUCACCCUGUAUAAGAAUCAGAAAGUGGGUGGUCUGACUACCGUGGAUACAGUCUCCGAGCCCUUUAGCUCUAAGGAGACACUGGUAGCUGGGGGGGGGGGGGGGGGGGGGGGUUCUGACAAUGAUAAGGUCAUAAAGGUGAAAAAGCUUGGUAUUGACUUGUCGGACAGUGAACUAGGCA